This is a messenger RNA of Hibiscus syriacus, 2707 nucleotides long. RefSeq lists its product as uncharacterized. Lineage: Eukaryota; Viridiplantae; Streptophyta; Magnoliopsida; Malvales; Malvaceae. Bases 155 to 2599 code for a protein of 814 amino acids. The transcript is spliced from 12 exons. The record is from RefSeq and is a predicted model, not a curated record.
AACCCAUCUUCUUCGACUUUAAUACCUAUUUUCUCAACAAUUCACUCUCAAUUCACUUCCACAAUCCAAGGAUAAGUCGGAAAAUUCAUUGCUUUGUUUCAUCUCGUCAUUAAGUGACUUUCUUAAAUUGGAUUUUUUUAGUGAAUUUGAAAAGAUGAGUGGUGCUCCGAAGAGAUAUCAUGAAGAAGGUGGUGGUCAGCCUUCUUCUGCUUCUAAAUACCCUCUUGAGGAAACUGCUGCUUAUCCUAAAAUGCCUUCGUCUUCGGUUCCCGCCGAGUACCAUCAUCCUGCUCCUUAUGACAUGGGGCAAGAUGUUAGAAUGCCUAGGAUUCCUAGAACCGAGCUUCAUGGUGAUUCGGGUAGAAGGUCACCUCUACACCACUCCAUGUAUAGAAUGCCUUCUUCUGUUGCUUUGAAUGAUACACACAUGGAUUCUCAUCAGGGUUUUUCUGACGGUAGGGUGGAGUUGCGGGAUGCCAAGGAAAACCGAGAGAUUAGGGCUGAGAGUCGAGAACAAAGGGUGGAAUCCAGAGAGUUUUUUGCUGAUUCUGCGAAGAGGGAGUAUCCAUCUGGGAAAGGUGAAAAGGUUGGUAGCUUUGAGAGUAGGGGAGAUGAGGGUAAAGAAUUGAAACAUGAUAGAGAGAAUUAUGGUGGUCCGAAGGGUGAUUUGAACGUGGAAAAAGAUUUUUAUGGUGGGGCAAGUAUUCAUUCAAGUUGGAAGGAUUCGAGGGACUACAUUAGAGGAAAAAGAUACUCAGACCCUGGUGGAAACAUAGAUCCAUGGCACAUCCAACGUGCUAAUUCACAAGGAACUGUUGAAGUUGUAAAGGAAGGUUCUGCUACUGAAGAAAAAGAUCAUGCAGAAGGUCACGAGGCUGUUGGUGAGAACACGUUUGAUUCAAAAGACGACGAUAGAUUUAAGGACAAGGAUAGAAAAAGAAAAGAUGGAAAACACCGGGAUUGGGCAGAUAGAGAUAAAGAAAGAAGUGAUCGUAGGAACAACGUGAAUGUAGGUAAUAGCAGUGGUGAGGUCAAAGAAUCUGCAAGAGAGGAGAGAGAAAUGGAGAGAUGGGAAAGAGAAAGGAAGGAUUUGAAGGAAAAAGAAAGGCCAAAAGAGAGGGAAAAGGAUCAUAUGAAGAGAGAACCACUGAAUGGAGCAGACAAAGAAGGAUCAAACAAUGACAAGGAUUUAGGUGAUGGAUCUGUUAGAACACAAGAGCAGGAAAAUCAGGCAUCUGAGCAGAAAAAACAAAAAGACUUAGAUAGCUGGAAAAAUCCUGAUAGGGAAUCUAGAGAUAGGAGAAGAGAAAGGGAUGGUGACACAGAAGGAGACAGACCUGAGAAGCGCAGCAGGUGCUCUGACAAAGAAUCUGAUGAUGGGUGUGGAGAUGGUGAAGGGGCUACCGAAAGGGAAAAAGAAGGUUUCGGUUCUGGAGUCCAGCAGCGUAAAAGGAUGCUUCGUCCAAGAGGAAGCCCUCAGGUGGCAAACCGUGAGCAUGCUUUUCGGCCACGACCUCAAGACAAUGAAGGAUCUCAGGGUAAACUUGAAGUGUCUUCUGUCGUUUAUAAAGUUGGUGAAUGCAUGCAAGAGCUAAUUAAGUUGUGGAAAGAAUAUGAAGCUUCUGAAGCAGAUAAAAAUGGUGAAAGCUCUCAAAAUGGCCCUACCCUUGAAAUUAGAAUACCUGCUGAGCAUGUUACUGCCACAAAUCGUCAGGUCAGAGGUGGCCAGCUUUGGGGGACUGAUAUAUACACAGAUGACUCUGAUCUUGUUGCUGUUCUUAUGCAUACUGGUUACUGUCGUCCAACUGCUUCCCCACCUCCACCAGCUAUCCAAGAGCUACGUGCUACUAUCCGUGUGCUGCCGCCACAAGAUUGUUACACCUCUAAACUAAGGAACAACGUCCGUUCCCGUGCUUGGGGAGCUGGAAUCAGUGGUAGUUACCGUGUUGAGCGAUGCUGCAUUGUUAAGAAAGGAGGUGCAACAAUUGAUUUGGAGCCAUGCCUCACACAUUCAUCAACUGUGGAGCCCACCCUUGCUCCAGUUGCUGUAGAACGACCAAUUAGGGCAGCAGCUUCUAAUGCUUUACGUCAGCAAAGAUUUGUACGAGAAGUUACAAUACAGUACAACCUCUGCAAUGAGCCUUGGAUUAAGUAUAGUAUCAGUAUCGUUGCUGACAAAGGUCUAAAGAAACCCCUUUAUACAUCUGCCCGUCUGAAGAAAGGUGAAGUUCUGUACUUGGAGACACAUUCUUGCAGGUAUGAGCUAUGUUUUACUGGAGAGAAAAUGGUGAAAGCUACAACAGCAUCUCAAGCACAUGAAGCAGAUACAGAGAAGUCGCAAAGUCACCAUUCACAUUCCUCAAACAGUGAAAAGAUUGACUCUGAUAAUGUACUGACAGACGUUUUCAGAUGGUCUCGCUGUAAGAAGCCCCUUCCUCAAAAGGUCAUGCGUUCAAUCGGAAUUCCCCUACCACUUGAUCAUGUCGAGGUAUUGGUGGAGAAUAUUGACUGGGAAGAUGUGCAGUGGUCACAAACAGGUGUUUGGAUAGCUGGAAAAGAGUACACACUUGCCCGGGUGCAUUUUCUAUCUUCAAAUUAGCUGUGUUAUUUUCAAGUUUGGGUAUGUUCACAUGCACAAACCAUUUGUUUUAAUUUUAUUUUAUUGUAAGAAUGAAAGGUAGUGAUUUGAAAUAAUAUAUUUGACCUU